Linum tenue is the source of this 2254-nucleotide messenger RNA. The record is from the annotation of a GenBank genome assembly. NCBI's taxonomy places the organism in Eukaryota, Viridiplantae, Streptophyta, Magnoliopsida, Malpighiales, Linaceae.
CUCGAUAAUCCGCCUCGAAUUGAUUGUGGUCUCAAACCCUUUACUCUCACUCAACUUCUUGAUGACCACACUUGGCCAUGCACGGACACGGUUCACUUGGACCGCACCAAAACCCAAGGUAGAGCCAAAGUGAGGUCCAUUCUUCUUCCACAUGACGCCACGUGUCGAUGAUGCCUCUGCCUCGUUUCCUCUAUAAAUUUACCGCUUGGCCGCUGCUGGAGAGAGUCACUCGAGAUACACAGCCCUUCCCAAUUAGCCCAAGAUUCCUCUGCUGCCCCUUCUCCUUUCUUCUUCUUCUUCUUAUUGAGUUUCAAUUUCUUUCGGUGAGAAAGAGGGAGAGGGGAAAGAUGUUUAUCGAGAAGUUUCAGGUGGAAAGUCCUAAUGUGAAGUACACAGAGACUGAGAUACAGUCCGUGUACAACUAUGAGACCACUGAACUCGUUCACGAGAACAGGAAUGGUUCCUACCAGUGGGUCGUCAAGCCCAAGUCUGUCCAAUACGAGUUCAAGACCGAUACUCGUGUCCCCAAACUUGGGGUUAUGCUGGUUGGGUGGGGAGGAAAUAAUGGAUCCACUCUCACUGGUGGAAUCAUUGCCAACAGAGAAGGGAUUUCAUGGGCAACCAAGGAUAAGGUUCAGCAGGCUAACUACUUUGGCUCUCUCACCCAAGCAUCAGCAAUCCGAGUUGGGUCCUACAAUGGAGAAGAAAUCUAUGCCCCAUUCAAGAGCCUCCUCCCCAUGGUGAACCCAGAUGAGAUAGUGUUUGGAGGAUGGGAUAUAAGCGACAUGAAUUUGGCUGAUGCCAUGGCAAGGGCCAGGGUUUUGGACAUUGAUCUGCAGAAACAGCUGAGGCCCUACAUGGAAUCCAUGGUCCCACUACCUGGUAUCUACGACCCUGACUUCAUUGCUGCUAACCAAGACUCCCGUGCCAACAAUGUUAUCAAGGGCACCAAGAAGGAACAGGUCCAGCAGGUUAUCAAGGACAUUAGGGAGUUCAAGGAGAAGACUAAGGUGGACAGGGUUGUUGUACUGUGGACAGCCAACACCGAGAGGUACAGCAACAUUGUUGUGGGACUGAAUGACACCACAGAGAACCUCCUGGCUGCUAUUGACAGAAAUGAGUCUGAGAUCUCUCCAUCUACCCUCUAUGCAUUGGCUUGCAUUAUGGAAGAGAUCCCUUUCAUCAAUGGAAGUCCACAGAACACUUUUGUUCCAGGACUGAUUGACUUGGCUAUUCAGAGGAACAGUUUGAUUGGUGGUGAUGACUUCAAGAGUGGUCAGACUAAGAUGAAAUCAGUGCUUGUUGAUUUCCUUGUUGGUGCUGGUAUCAAGCCAACAUCAAUUGUGAGCUACAAUCACCUUGGGAACAAUGACGGGAUGAAUCUCUCAGCACCACAGACCUUUAGAUCCAAGGAGAUCUCCAAGAGCAACGUUGUUGAUGACAUGGUUUCCAGCAAUGCCAUCCUUUACGAGCCUGGUGAACACCCUGACCAUGUUGUGGUCAUCAAGUAUGUGCCUUAUGUAGCAGACAGCAAGAGAGCUAUGGAUGAGUACACAUCAGAGAUCUUCUUGGGUGGGACCAACACCAUUGUGAUGCACAACACAUGUGAGGAUUCCCUCUUGGCUGCACCAAUCAUCCUGGACUUGGUCCUUCUUGCUGAGCUCAGCACCAGGAUUCAGCUUAAAGCUGAGGGAGAGGGCAAGUUCCACUCUUUCCACCCUGUGGCAACCAUUCUCAGUUACCUUACCAAGGCUCCUCUGGUGAGUUCCACCAGGCACACCAGUGGUGAAUGCACUGUCAAAGCAGAGGGCCAUGCUGGAGAACAUCCUGAGAGCUUGUGUUGGUUUGGCUCCUGAGAACAACAUGAUUUUGGAGUACAAGUGAAGGGAGGAAAAACAAGAGUUUGCUGUUUGCCUUACCUACUUACCCACCUAGUAGUUGUGGUAAUUGUGGCUGUGGAAGAUGAUUUGCUACUUCAAGCAGGCUCUUUUUAAAAACUAGAAGGAAGAAGAAGAAGACCCAUUUUCCAAGUUUCUCUUUUCUCUGUUCAUGUUUUAAUGUCUUGUGUGUGGAAAUGGCCUCUUCUGUAAUGAUCUAAUGAUCUCCCUUUCUUUUUCUGCCUUUUUUGUUUCCUCUCAAAAGGGUGAUCAUGGUUUCAUCAUGAGGCUCUUAGUGUGAUUGUUGGCUCUCUUUUCUUCUGUCCAUGAUGCACCUUGUGUUGGAAAUAGAAUGGAUAAAUUAUAUAUAAGUUAGU